Messenger RNA from Letharia lupina, 939 nucleotides. RefSeq lists its product as uncharacterized. The transcript has 2 exons. NCBI's taxonomy places the organism in Eukaryota, Fungi, Ascomycota, Lecanoromycetes, Lecanorales, Parmeliaceae. The coding region runs from base 1 to 939 and encodes 312 amino acids. The record is from RefSeq and is a predicted model, not a curated record.
AUGGAAACCUCCAGUGUUGAUCACCAAAACGACCUCCUCGUCAUCACUUGCGCGAGCGGAAAGCAAGGUUCUGGCCUUGUCCCAAGGGUGGCCAAAGACUGGCGCCGCCUGCGUCUCGUCUGCCACUCCACCAAGUCGGAGGAGUGGCUCAAGCGAGAAUACCCCCGAGCAGAAGUCAUCCGUACCGAUCUAAGCUUACCGAAAGAGCCUGAGCGCAUCCUCAAAGAUGCAACAGUCAUAUACCACGUGGAACCACCGUUUGCCCAUCGGCAGAAUGUGAUGGGGUUCAACAUGAUUGAUGCCGCAAGAAAGGUAGCCAAAGAGGGCACAUUCAAACAUUUUGUGUACGCAUCCGUUUUGAACCCGCAGUUGCGAAAAAUGAUCCAUCACGACCAAAGGCUCCAAGUGGAAGAAUACCUCAUGGAGUCCGAACUGAACUACACCAUCCUCCAACCCACCCAUUUCAUGUUCCUCUUCCCCGUCGCACCCAUGCUCGCACAAGAGAACCCCGUCUACAAGGCCAACUGGAACGCCAACAUACCCUUCUCCUUCAUCGCACUCAGCGACCUCGGCGAAGUGGGCGCCAAGGUGCUCAACGAGCGCGAAAAACACUACACGGCACAAUACCCGCUCUGCGGCGACGGCCCGCUCAACUACCAGCGAAUCUGCGACAUGGUGAGCCAGGAGAUUGGGAAGAAGAUCGAGUUGAGGCAGUUGACAUAUGAGGAGUCUGUGCAGGCGUUUCUGAUGCGGAUUUUUGGAACGUUGGAUGCCGACGCCGAGUCAAUUGAUGCGGUGGAGCGUAUAUUGUUGUACUAUAAUCGCCAUGGGCUUAUAGGGUCGAGCAAUGUUUGCGAGUGGUUGCUGGGUAGAAAACCGACUAAUUGGCUUGACUGGAUGAGGGCGGAGAUUCAGCAGAUUAAGCAGCAGGCUCACUAG